AUGGAGUCGCUCUCUCGAAUUUCCUCAAUUCUUGAAACAGCGCGGGACUUAACCCUCGAGGCAGCACAAGCAGCAUCCGCCUCCGGCAGGACCAUCCAUAAAGAUGGGAGACAGGGAACGUCGGCAGAGACGAAGAAGCUGUUGAAUAGCAGAAUGGACAAAGAAGUUCUGGAUGGGCUGCGGAGGGUUAUAGGUAUGAUGUCCAGAGGGAUAGACUGCUCUGAAUUCUUCGCGGACGUAGUCAAGAACGUCGCUUCUCCGGUUCUAGAGAUUAAGAAACUAGUAUACAUCUACCUGCUCCGGUACGCCGAGUCCGAGCCAGAUUUAGCCCUGCUAUCAAUAAACACUAUCCAAAAAGCUCUCAACGACCAGAAUCAGCUAGUGAGAGCUAUGGCCAUGCGCGUCAUGUCCGGAAUUCGUGUCCCCGUGAUUUCCCAGAUCGUAGCGUUAGGCGUAAAGCGCUGCGUGGCGGAUAUGUCGGCCUACGUGCGCAAGUCCGCAGCGUUGGCGAUUCCGAAAUGCUAUAGGUUGGAUCCUACUACUUUGCCGCAAUUGACGGAGUCCCUGAGUACACUGUUGGGGGAUCGGAGCUUCUACGUUGUCGGUGCGGCGGUGAUGGCGUAUCUGGAGGUGUGCCCACACGAGUGGGGAUUGGUGCAUCCGCAUUAUAGGUCUUUGGUGAAGAUGUUGAUUGAUAUGGAUGAGUGGGGUCAGUUAGCGGUGCUACGGCUUUUGACCGAGUACUCGAGGAGGCAUUUCCCUGCGAAGAGUACGAAGAAGAAAGUCAAGGGUUGGGAUUCCGGAGGCGCUGGGGGUUUCUAUUCCGAUGAGGAGGUGGAGGGGGAUGCUGGAGGGAAAGUGAUUGAGGUGGUUACCGUGAUGGAUCCGGAUUUGGAGCUGCUGUUGAAGGCCUGUGUGCCUUUAACGCAGAGUAGGAAUAGUGCGGUUAUCGUGGCCGCGGCUAGGGUAUACCGACACCUAGCACCACCAAGUUGCUUGUCGACCAUUGCUGGUCCCUUAGUCAGUCUUCUAAGGGGCGCGGUUGACGUGCAGCACAUGGCUCUCGUAAACAUAGUUUCCAUCUCUCUGGAGCAUCCCCAACCAUUCACCCAAUUCGCGACGCAUUUCCUUGUACACGCCUCGGAUCCAGCUCAUAUCUGGCGCCUAAAGCUCGAAGUCCUUACACUCAUAUUUCCACAUACAAAUGUCCAUACAAAGAACCUAAUACUCUCUGAGCUGGAGUACUUUGCCAAAGGCUACGAUAAAGAGUUAGUAAAAGAAGCUGUUAGGGCAAUUGGCCGAUGUGCACAGAGUCAGACAAAGAAUGCGGCGAGAUGUCUACGGUUGCUGCUUCGCCAAGUUGAGUCCUCUGAUGGAACUCUGGUGGCGGAGUCGUUAACCGUAAUACGGCAUAUCAUUCAACAAGACCCCCGAAACCACGCGAAAACAGUAGUUCGGCUGGCAAAGGCACUGGAUACAGCAACUAAUCCAAGUGCCAGGGCAAGCAUAGUGUGGCUGGUAGGAGAGUUCGCCGGGAUCAACGAUGGGAAUAACGUUGCUGCCGACACACUCCGGAUACUAGCAAAAGGCUUCCACUCCGAGUCUGAACAAGCAAAGCUACAGAUCGUACUCCUGGCCGCAAAAGUCUACGCCCACCACCUAAACUACACUCAACCCGCAGUUCCUACAGAAGAAGGCCCAGGUGAUGAGGACAAACACCCCAUCUCGCUCUUAUUCUCUUACAUCCUCCUCCUUGCCAGAUACGACCUAUCCUACGACCUCCGCGAUCGAGCAAGACUCUACAAAUCCAUACUCUCCGUCCCUUCAUCCACACAACUUGCAACUCUCCUCCUCCUAGCGCCCAAACCGACUCCCCAAGCACCAAGCCCUUCCUCGGGAAGAGAGUCAUUCACGCUCGGCUCCGCAGCAAUGGUCGUAGGCAAAGACGAGGACAUCCGCGGCUACGAGGCGCUACCAGAAUGGACCACCCCAAGUAGAGCACCGAGCCCCAGUCUGCGCGAACCUCCCCCUUUAGCAACCCCAAGUAUUGAUACACACAGAGGAGGUGCUGUGUCUAUGCCGGCUGCUAGGGUGGCAGGAGUCCGGAGUGCCAGUCCACGGAUAAGAAGUCCGCAUGUAGGAAGCCCCGGGGUUGGGAGUUCAGCACUGCCACCGACCGCGAAGGCGAAUGGGGUACCGGAGAGCUUGGAGGACUUUUUGGCGAGUGAGGAAGAGGAGGAAAGCGAUGAUGAUGAUGAUGAUGAUGAUGAUGUUGUUGUUGAUGAUGAGGAGGAGGUGGUGGAGGAGGAGGAGGAAAGUGAAGAGGAAGAGAGUGAGGAGGAAGAAAGCGAAGGAGAGGGUGCGGGGGAGAGUGCAGGGCUUCUGGGGGCUAAGUAAACACUGUAAAGUAUAUAAAUAGCUCAAUAAUUACUCUUGGGGGUGUUUUUUGUUACUGUAUUUUGAGCACGAUAGUAUAGACAGUGUACAUUUCUAAUGUCAUUCUAAGGGUGAUAAUUGA
Molecule: messenger RNA, 2518 nt
Organism: Tuber melanosporum (Perigord truffle)
Lineage: Eukaryota; Fungi; Ascomycota; Pezizomycetes; Pezizales; Tuberaceae
Exons: 3
Coding region: 1-2397 (798 amino acids)
Biological process (GO): vesicle-mediated transport; intracellular protein transport
Cellular component (GO): membrane coat; AP-3 adaptor complex
Source: RefSeq, a predicted model, not a curated record